AUGCUACUCUCUUCCUCUUGUUCUUCUGCUGCUGCCUCCACCGGCUCCGACGAUCUUCUCCUCCUCUGCGGCGAGGACGCCGGUUCUCUCUCCGACGAUGAAGGUGACGAACCCCGACGCCGAUUAGUCUGCAGAUUGCAGGAAGAGGAAGAAGAAGAAGAGGAAAUGAUGGCGCGGUAUUUGAAGGCGGAGGGGGACUAUUCUCCGAGUCUGGGGCACCGUGGAAGAUUCCUAGCCGUCUAUGGCUCCGUUGACCCAACAGCCCGCCGCAGCUCCGUCGUCUGGAUCAUCAAGGUGGGAGAGCUCUACCGCUUCCGGCCGCCGACGAUGUACCUCGCGGUCAACUACAUGGACCGCUUUCUAUCCCGCCAUUCUCUCCCUGUAAGCACCGCCGUCUCCAGCAUCACCUUCUCCGCCGUCUGACGGAGCUCAUUAAUGACGCCUCCUUCUUUCCACAGUCUUCUGCCUCUCCCAAGGAGUCUAUCGUAUAGAGAUAUAAUUUAUCUCCUCUUUAUUUUUAUUUGAUUCAUUCUGACCGCCACACACGGGUUCCCCCUCUUUCUUGUCUCUCUAUCUCUCCCUCUAUCUUUUCCCUCUACCCUCUUCUAAUCACUGACGAGCUAAGCGGAAUGUGACAGCAACAGCAGCAAUCUGGGGGGUGGCCUGUGCAGCUCACGUCGGUGGCCUGUCUCUCCCUCGCAGCAAAGAUGGAGGAGUCCCUCAUCCCCUCCCUCCUCGAUCUCCAGGUUCAUUCACACUCCAUUCUCUCUCUAAUUCUCUCUCUCUCUCUCUCGCUAGAUUCACAGUGGGAUUUGCUAGCAGGUGGAGGAAGGGAGAUUCGUAUUCGAGCCGAGGACGGUGCAGAGGAUGGAGCUCCUGGUGCUGGAUGCCCUUAACUGGCGGCUCCGCUACGUCACCCCCUUCGACUUCGUCGGCUUCUUCGCAUGGAGGGCCGACCCCACCCGGGCCCACACCAGAUCCCUUGUCUCCCGCGCCACCCACCUCAUCCUGGAAACCCUCCAAGGUACCGAUACCGCACACCUUCCCCCUCUCUGCUAUGAUCUCUCUCGUCUUCUACCGAUCUCAUUCUCAUCUCUCUCUCUUUCUCCCUCUCUCUCUCUCUCACUCUCACUCUCCCUCUCUCUCUCGUUCUCUUCAGAUAUAGACUUCUUGGGUCACUGCCCUUCAGCCACAUCAGCCGCAGCUAUCAUCUGCGCCGCAAGCGAGGGUGCUUCUCUGCCGCCGAUCACCCCCGAAUCGGCUUCGUUAUGGUGUACUGGAUUGACUUCGGUAAGCUCCGAACAAAAAGCUCGAUGAAUUAAGAAUUGUAUGCCAGUUUGGUUGAUGCAGUUCUGAGUGCUUUCCUCAGGAGGGCAUCAAGAGUUGCUACCAGCUGAUGAGACGGCUCGUCGUUGAUGGUGGCUGGGAGAAGCGGCGGCGGAACAGCCCACCGCCGAAAAUAGAGACGUCGCUCAGCAUGGACUCCGACGGCCCCCCGCCGUCAACCUCCUCCUCUCCGUCGAAUAAGCGGAGGAAGCUCAGCGACUGCCGCUGGGUGGACGACAGCGGGGAGAGAGAGAGAGAGAGAGAGGGAGACCCAUGA
Molecule: messenger RNA, 1603 nt
Organism: Spirodela intermedia
Lineage: Eukaryota; Viridiplantae; Streptophyta; Magnoliopsida; Alismatales; Araceae
Source: the annotation of a GenBank genome assembly